Molecule: messenger RNA, 1080 nt
Organism: Colletotrichum godetiae
Lineage: Eukaryota; Fungi; Ascomycota; Sordariomycetes; Glomerellales; Glomerellaceae
Exons: 2
Coding region: 1-1080 (359 amino acids)
Source: RefSeq, a predicted model, not a curated record
AUGGCAUCCAGGGGCACGAUCGCUCCACUGCCAGUCAUCCACGAGGAGGGGGACUGGGAAGACUCCUCCUCCUCCUCCUCGUCGGAUGACGACUACAACGAAGACGAGGACCUUCUCUUGCCCCACGAGAGGGCCCGUCCGCCUUCUCCCCCCUCCCACUCGGCACAACUCCGCCUCAUCUACCACUCGAGGACCUGGGAGACGCAGAUCUACAUGCUGAAGGACGGCAAGGCCCUUAAGGAGCGAUCCUCCUACGAGACGUUGAGCAAUGGAUUCUUCGCCGCCGACGCGUUUGCGACGCUCCUUACCCACUGGUCCAACGCGCUUCCCGAGCGACUCAAAGAUAUCCUGGGAGACGAUCACCCUUACCUCGAGCGCCUCGUACUUCCCGCCGCGCCGCGCCAGUUUAAGCUCAUCAAAGGCAUGGAUAAUUCCAAACAUCUGCCCGAUCAGCUUCUCAAGCCGUUCCCCGAAAUGGAGGGUAGACUCAUCAUGCAGAGAAUGCGACCCAUCAAGCCGACCGUCGUGCGCAUCAUCAUUGAUCAUACCAUCGGCCGCGACUUCCAGAAUCAGGCUCUCAUGAUGCCAGAGAACUACAACCUCCACCCGAAGAUCUGGCUUGGCUUCGAACAGCCGCCCGAGGUCAGAGAUGCGCUCAAAGACUACCCGAACCUCGCGACGCGACCAGCCUACCUCGACCAGCUCCUCAAAUUCAUCGGUCGCCCUGGCGUUCUCGAGCUCGCACGCAAGAUGGGUACCGCGCUCGCCAUCAUUCACCACGAUAUGCACAAGGACGCCCGUAAUGUCAAGUUUCGGCUCGCGUACGAUCCUAUGCAGGACAAGCCGCAGCUCUGGGUGUGUGGGCUGGGGAAUAUGGACGAGUUGAAAGAGAACGAGCGUUUCUUCCCGCGGCCUAGCGUUGGUUCUGGCAUUUUUGACGCGUUCUGGGCGGCAUACAUGAUUGUCAGCGAGGGGAUCAUUCAGUGGAAGGAGGAUAUUGCGCCGGAGGGAUCGUAUCGGGAUCAGGAGAUGAGGAAGUUGCUUAUGAAGGUUUUGGUGGCGCGUAUGAAGACGCUCUAG